Molecule: messenger RNA, 1896 nt
Organism: Medicago truncatula (barrel medic)
Lineage: Eukaryota; Viridiplantae; Streptophyta; Magnoliopsida; Fabales; Fabaceae
Exons: 1
Coding region: 1-1896 (631 amino acids)
Source: RefSeq, a predicted model, not a curated record
AUGCAUCAUAUUGCAUUCAUAAAAAGUGUCAAAACCAAGUCUCAUACUCUCCUCAUUUCUGUCUCAGAAAAAAGCAAAGUGGCCCGGCGUAUUCAGUACAAACCUACCCGUGUUCACCGUACUCGAGCAUACAUCAAGAAGAAGAUGGCAACUGCUGAACAAGAGAACAGUGACCUUAGGGAGGAGGUUAGUAACCUCAAGGAAGGUAUGGAGAAGAUAACCGCAAUGAUGAUUGACAUGAUGGCCGCACAGGCACAAGCCUCUCAAGCGCAAAAUGCUCAGACCACUCAGGCACAUGUUGAAGCUUCUCAGUCUGCUGGUUCUCCUGCAAUCCAGCCAAUUCCUACUACUUCUGCUGAUACUUCACAACCAAUUCCUACUGGUUCCACCGCAGCUGUUGGUACUACACAACCUUUGGUGACUGACAUGUACAAUUCAGGCUUCCAUCCCGUUGGACCUUCCGGUUUCUCUUUCCCUCCUCAGUACUGUAUGCCGCCAGGCUACCCGUGGGACAUGCCGCUCGCAACUAAUGAAGGUUUUCGUCAUAAUGCGCCGGAAAUGCAGUUCCCUCUUGGCCAGCAACAAACACCGUUCUACCAGACCGGCCAGCCUUUUCCUCAGGCUACUAUGACUUAUGUCGGACCCCUCGUGCAUGCUGCUCAGCAAGAGGAGGAACAAGUGUACCAUUCCAAUAGUGUGGCUGGUGAUGAUAGAGUGGGUAACUUAGAAGAAAAGUACGAUGCGGUACAUAAAGAGUUGAAGAGUAUCCGGGGUAAGGAAGUGUUUAGCCAUAAUUUGAAUGACCUCUGCUUGGUUGCGGAUGUGGUUAUACCUCCUAAGUUUAAAGUGUCGACCUUUGAGAAGUACACGGGGAAUACUUUCCCUGAAAUGCACUUAAUCAUGUAUGUUAGGAGGAUGACGGCUCAUAGGAAGAAUGAACCUCUACUCAUCUACUGUUUUCAGGACAGUUUGGCUGGUCCCGCACUCACGUGGUAUAUGAAUUUGAAGGGUAUCACUACUUUUGAGGAAUUGGCUAAUGCCUUCAUCCAGCAGUAUAAAUAUAACUCUUAUCUGGCCCCUAACCGGAAAGAGCUGCAAGCUAUGACUCAGGGUGAUAAGGAAUCUUUCAAAGAGUAUGCCCAGCGCUUCAUUCAGAAAUCUGCUCAAAUUCGUCCGCCUUUGGAAGAAAGAGAAGUGGCUGAUCUGUUCUAUGAGACUCUGAGCCCUUUCUACUCAGAGAAGAUGCUUCUUUGUGCUUCACAGAAGUUUAUCGACAUGGUAGACGCGGGUGUUCGUAUUGAAGAAUGGGUCCGUAAGGGACGGGGUAGUAAAGAUGGUGCCUCUUCAGGUGGUUAUUCAGGAAGUUUGACAAGUGGGUCAUCCAAUGGUAAUAGGAAGUUCGGAAAUGGGUACCCAAAGAAGAAUCCUCAAGAGGUCGGCAUGGUGGCUCAUGGCGGAUCCCAACCUGUAUACCCCAACUACCCCUAUGUUGCUAAUAUUCCAUCACCCAUCCCAGCUCCACAAAACCCAAACUAUCAACCACAAAGGCCUCAAGCCCACCGUCCAUAUUAUCCACCACUAUAUUUAUCACAACCUUAUCAGCCACAACCGUUUUACCAACAACCAUACUAUCCCCUUCCACCACAACAACAACAGCCUCGUCAGCCUCGUCCUCCACCACAACAACCACAGCCUCGUCAGCCUCGCCCUCCAAGAAAUCAAUUCCCUCCUAUCCCUAUGCUGUAUGGAGACUUGUUACCCUCCCUACUCGCUAGGGGUCUUGUUCAAGUUAAACCACGUCCCCCGGUGCCGAACCCUUUACCUCAUUGGUAUCGCCCAGACCUUACUUGUGAAUUCCAUCAAGGGGCACCAGGGCACGACAUUGAGCACUGUUAA